AUGGAACAGUUUUACCGUGGCGAUGAAAGGCACGAUAGCAUCUUUGAGAAAAUUGGAGAGGGGGGGAGGGGGGCUGCUCGGAGAAGGACCAAUCAUAUCAAGUAUCUUCCUAACUAUUGUCGGCGGGAGAGAGGAAUACACAAGCAGCUGGCCAAAUAUGGAAAUCGUCAUCCCCACCUCCCCUCCUCUAUGGAAUAUACAUCAGUCUUCUCUUCCUAUCUCAUAUGGUGCAGUCAACUCCUGGAGCAGCGCGAAGAGGAGGCCAGGAUGGAGGUUGCUAGGUUGUCAGCAGAGAUCAGGGCUCUGAAGCUCAAGCUUCUCCAGAUCACUGCAGAGCACAACGAGAGUGAGUUUGAAGCACUGAGGGCAUUACGAAAAAAUUGGGAAUGCCCGAAAUGUGAAAAGGCACGGAAAAAUAUCCAACCGACAGACAAGUGUCUCAGCCCGCCAAGAUCGGCGCCACAACAACAAACUGUCGACAGCACGUCACAACUGUUACUUGCUGCCAUUAAAAAUUUAACAGAAGAGGUCAAGGGAUUAAAAUUCUCCCUCGAUGCCAAUGCUAACGAGUGUGAUGAGUGUAUGUUUGUGGGUGGUGUACUGUGCUUAGGAACCCGGAGGUUUGCAAGACCCCAGCAACUGCACCCAUCAGCUGCCCCUGCGGGGCGAUAUUAG
Molecule: messenger RNA, 675 nt
Organism: Nezara viridula (southern green stink bug)
Lineage: Eukaryota; Metazoa; Arthropoda; Insecta; Hemiptera; Pentatomidae
Source: the annotation of a GenBank genome assembly